GUCAACGUUUCAUUCUCGUUUUAAUUCAUUCCAAUAAUCCCGGUCGGGCUUAUUUGAAUGCAACACCCUACAACGCGUGUGCGCAGAUCUGUAAACAGACUCUGCCGAUCACAGAACCGGUUGUUUUAUACGUGACAUCAAUCCGUAUAGUGUGGAGAUCUACAGUGUCCACGAGGAAGCGCGCCUCGCGUCACGUGAUUGUCCAAGAACACACGCGGGAACGAGACUGUAGCUGCUGGUUUAUUUCUCUGGACCACAUUUUACUUUAACAUUUAACGGUUUCAUCUUAGUGUUUGCUGACGAUACGCCUGUAUUCGUCCUCAACACAAAUGUUCACAAGGAAGCUGCUUACUUUGGUGCUGGUGGUCCAGCCCGAGCGGGUGCUGCUCGGCAUGAAGAAGAGGGGCUUCGGAGCGGGCAAAUGGAACGGCUUCGGGGGCAAAGUCCAGUCAGGGGAAACCAUAGAGCAGGCUGCUAGACGGGAACUGCUGGAGGAAAGUGGUCUUACUGUAGAUAUUCUACAAAAGAUCGGAAACAUCACGUUUGAAUUUAUUGGAGAAACAGAGCUGAUGGACGUCCACAUAUUCCGAGCUGACACCUACACUGGCGAGCCCACUGAAUCAGAGGAAAUGAGGCCUCAGUGGUUUGACAUUGACAAAAUCCCCUUCAGUCAAAUGUGGGCCGAUGAUGUGCUGUGGUUCCCACUGAUGCUACAGAAGAAGAAGUUCCUGGGCUACUUCAAAUUCCAGGGUCACGACGUGAUAGUGGAACACAAGCUGGACGAGGUGCAGGAGCUGUGAUCAGAUCCUCACACCUGUAGUGACUGUCAUUUCCGCAGAGUGAGAGGAAGUGACGGCCCCAUUCACGCUCUGCUGUAGGAAUGUGCUGAAGGAACGGGCUCAUACCAAGGAGUCCUCAGGUGACCCAUGUGACCUACACAGACCGAGGUCUGGUAAAUGUAAACAGAGAAGCAGUACUACUGAAUUGGCUGUUUUUUCAGAAGAAAGCGGAAGUAGCUACAUGCUGAUUAUAGCUGUUGCCUCUAAACGGUUGUAUAGAAGAAAUCACUGUAGACUAGCUGUAAGUCGUAAGCUGUAAUGUUCAUUUUUCACACAAUAAUAUGGUAAUUAUAGAGCAUCUGUUCAACAUGCCACUUACUGUUUGAUUUUAUGAUACAGUUUUAUAGACUAGACUGCACUUUUCAUGCUUUUUAGCUCUAGCAUUGCUCUUCUUUAGUGCAGCACAGAACAUUAAAGAGGCCAUAGUCUGCGGUUUUCUUAUGUUUUUUUUCUUUGUUUUUAUGUACCAAAACCAGUCAUAAUUUUGACUCAUUGUACUCAUUGUUUUUUUUUUACUGUGCCUUUAAGACUGGUAUAUGUAAAUGAUCUAUUUUCUAAUUGGCUGCCAUGUAUAAUUAAAAAAAACAGUCUGGGCUGAAAUGUGUAGAACAAUCCUUUAUAUUUGGACUGACAUUCUCAGGAAAGUUGGUGCAAGAAAUAAACUUCAGUCAAUCCUU
This is a messenger RNA of Pygocentrus nattereri (red-bellied piranha), 1516 nucleotides long. It is a transcript of the gene nudt1, whose product is annotated as nudix (nucleoside diphosphate linked moiety X)-type motif 1. Gene Ontology annotation, biological process: DNA protection. The transcript is spliced from 4 exons. Lineage: Eukaryota; Metazoa; Chordata; Actinopteri; Characiformes; Serrasalmidae. Bases 330 to 800 code for a protein of 156 amino acids. Gene Ontology annotation, molecular function: 8-oxo-7,8-dihydroguanosine triphosphate pyrophosphatase activity. The record is from RefSeq and is a predicted model, not a curated record.